AUGAGCCAACCAGCACCCGUCCGCCGGAGCAAUCCCCAGCAACAAGGCGCCACCACAUAUACUACCACUUACCCGGUCAGCAAUGCUGCCACCCAAGGAUCAUCGCGGGACGCCACCGGCUUUGGCACACAAUCAUCUCAAUACCAUUACCAACACCAGCACAUCCCGCCCAAUGGCAACUUUGAUGUCUCGUUUGCGGGCUCCCAGUUCACUCAGUAG
Molecule: messenger RNA, 219 nt
Organism: Clonostachys solani
Lineage: Eukaryota; Fungi; Ascomycota; Sordariomycetes; Hypocreales; Bionectriaceae
Source: the annotation of a GenBank genome assembly